UAUCUAGUGUCUUUGAGUUGUUAGUAACUUGCCGAUUGUGUUUGACAGAAGUGACGCACGUUUGUUUUUCCUUAAAUUGACAGUUGCAGUGUAAGUUGCUCGUCGUAGUACGGUGCGUUCCUAGAGUAUUUCGUCAAUACGAAUAACCCGUUGCGUAUUACGUAAGUAGCGUAAACGAAGGAAGCAGAGCGUCAUGACAGAAGAUAUAGUAGAUUCUGUGAUUAGAUAUGGGCUUUAUUUCGGUGCAGUGUUUCAGUUAGUAUGCAUUGCUGCUGCUGUUAUUAUGCCUGACAGUACAGGGGAUACAAAUUCGGUAUUGAAGGAUUUAGAAAUGAGUGAUGACGAAGGCUCUGAGCACAGCACUCCACAGGCAACUCCACGGAGGCCACAUAUUCACCAUCGACCACGAAAGCAGGAGAAGAAGAAACGCCGAUGAGCAAAAUUUAUAGGAGUUCCCUUUUAACAAUUAAUGAACAGUAUUAAAUAAAACUGAAUCUCUUAUUAAUGAUCUAGUAAAGAGUUCAGGGAUAGGAGUGAAUUACUUUCUAAUUUUGUGCAAAGGGGAAUGAGAUCACCAGGAAACCAAAAAUCGGAGGUAUAUACCAUUUACUAUCAUUUCAUUUCAUUUCUUCCUUUCUGUACAGGUUGUAAGGCCACUUUUGCUUUGUUCAUCUGUCAUAAAAUAAGUAUGCAGCUUUUUAUUAAAUGUGUGUUCAGUAUGUAUCAUGUUAUUCUAAGUGAUAGUUGAAAUCAACAAAAAUGUAGAACUUCUCUUAUCCAUCUGUGUUUUUUCUUGUUAACUUAUAUAUCUGUUAAUUUAUAUAUCUGUGGCAAGACAGAAGCAUGAAUUUGUACUUUUUCUGACAAUGUACAUGACUUAAGAUCAUGAUAUUAUUUUAAAAUAAAAUCAGGAUGUUUUCUGAAUCACAAAAAAAUGCAGAGAAAAUAAAAAAACUCGGAACAUGAUUGGAUAUUCUAUUAAUUUAUUUGGGCAAAAAAGGAGAUUGAUAGCAUUAUUCCAUAUAAACUUAAAUUUCAGUACAUGGCCAUUACUCUUAAGUUGUAUUUAUUUUCUCUAGAAGCUUAUUGUCAUUCUUUGACAGAUAAUGUUAAUAUACAUAAAGAAGGUUAAGAACCUUAGUUACUAGAUUUGUGAGAGAUUUCAUGGUUUAUAACUUAAGGCUUUUUUCCCUAGUCUGCCCAUCAUGUGGUAUUGUAACUAUUUAAAACAAACUAUUUACACAUUUGUUGUAACCUGGCUCUUCAUGGCUGGGUGUUGUGUGAUGUCCUUAGGUUAGUUAGGUUUAAGUAGUUCUAAGUUCUAGGGGACUGAUGACCAUAGAUGUUAAGUCCCAUAGUCCUCAGAGCCAUUUGAACCAUUUUGCUGUAACCUGGUCUUGCUAGAGGAAACUCAGCUUAGCUUCUGAUAUGCCCUAGAUAAUAUGUUCAUUGUGAAAUUGUUUAAAAAUGUUUUGCCAUUUUUUUCACUGGCUCUAAUAACUCAUUUGUUACUUCAGCUCAGCAUUUCAUCUUCACUUAUUCACUCAGUAACAUUCAUCAAUUUUUCUUCCUCCGCUGUGAAAUUUAAUGCACUAUACUUUCCAAAAAUGGAGAAUUAGUGUACAUUUGACCAGCUAAUGGUUUAAGUUACAAUGAUCAACUCCAUUGACAUAAGAGGUUCCAAAAAUCAUUUAUGCGAAUCACUGACCUGCACAAUGGUGAUACAGAAAUACAUAGCAAUAUUGUUGAACUGAACCUAUGUCACGACCCCUCUCACUUUCCACAUCAUGCAACUAAUGGUUUAUACAUAUGUUAAAAACAUUUCAGUCAUAACUUCUGUUAGUUACUCACUUUUCAAUGUGCAGAAUGCUGUUGAAGGUACCUAGCUGUCUGGAAAGGAACUGGAUGGUUAUGUGGGUGCAAAUUUUUGAAAAAUAUUGUUGGGCAAGAGGGUGCUUAUCAAGAGACAGGAAGUAAGAUGUUCAAACGUGAAAAACAUUGUUUUUAUUGUUUAGUGUGGUUUUGCUAUGACCUGGAGUCUCUUGUAUUUUGUUUCAUGGAAUUCACAAAAUGAUUUUAGUUUCUUGAAACAUGGCUUAUAAGUAUGGAAAUGGUACAUCUUCCCAAUCACCAGCUAUGUCAGUGAAUAAGCAGUCUGCAGCUGUUUGGACAUCAUUGUGUGCAGUAAGAGUUUAACAUUCUAUACCUGUUAAUUUAUUUGCAAUCUUUUCUUGCUGUUAAUAAUAAACAUUAUUUGUACCUUCA
This is a messenger RNA of Schistocerca gregaria, 2265 nucleotides long. RefSeq names its product protein anon-73B1. The transcript is spliced from 2 exons. Bases 194 to 436 code for a protein of 80 amino acids. NCBI's taxonomy places the organism in Eukaryota, Metazoa, Arthropoda, Insecta, Orthoptera, Acrididae. Gene Ontology annotation, cellular component: membrane. The record is from RefSeq and is a predicted model, not a curated record.